AUGACAGACAUCGAGAGGCAAAGGAAAAGAGAAGAGGAAAAGCGGAAGAAGGAGGAAGAGGACAGGAAGAAACAGGAAGAGAAGCAGAAGAGACAGCGUGAACAGGAGGACAAGAAGCGCAGGCUUCGAGAACAGGAAAAGAGGACCUCACUUGGCUCCUUCUCGGGCGACAAGCGAGUCGGCAGCCUCUUCAGCAAGCUCAAGUCUGCAUUUCAGCCCCCUGAGCCACAAAAAUACUCUGAAGGUCCUGACGGCACGACCACGCCAAUUCCGCGGCCGCGACCCCAAGCGAGGACCAGGGUACGACCUGUCAGCUGGUUGAGUGUUACGAGCCGACUGUCCAGAGUAGAGGACACACCACCCGGCGACGACUCCUCGUCACCAACCUCCGAACUUCAACUGCAAGCGACAGCGGCAUCUCAGGCCCCCGGACGACGAUCCACGACUGUACCCCCGACAGAGGACCCCAUCCCCGAGCACGAGCAAGAGCAAGAAGCCGCUGCGCCUAGCGAUUCUCCCGUACCAGAUACCCCGAGAACACGGAAUCCGGUAGCUGCACCCGUCACUUCCGCACCGUCAGCACCCGCUGUCACAACACCGUCGUCAUCCACAAUGGUGGACGUUCCUCUCAGGGCGCCUCGCCUGUCAGCCGGACCAGCCAUCCCAGCUGGCCACUCUCGCCGGAACAGCUUCAUGUCUGUUAGGUCGGCAAAGAGCGCCAUGAGCUCCUCGGUCCAGGAGAUUCAACAACCUAAGCCAAUAGCGUCUGGCAGUGGUUUAUCGUGUACGAUCAUUUUGGCUGAGCCAAAUGUCUUUUUGACAGGAUUCGAUCAUGACGGCCACACGAGACACGAGAGCCACAACUCCACCGCACUGCUGCGCGGUAAACUGCAACUCAAUGUCACCAAGAACACAAAGGUCAAAUCUGUUACCUUGAAGCUCUUGGGCAAGGCGCGUACGGAAUGGCCCGAAGGGAUUCCUCCUCUCAAGGUUGACAUGUACGAGGAGGAGUCGUUAAGAACCCAGGCUCUGACAUUCUUCCACGCUAUGCACGACGGCUGGGAGACCGAGUACGGGAACCAAUGCACGUACAAGCUCAAGGGCACACCCAUGAACCUGAAUCUGAACCGGUCAUCCCUAAACCCUGGGGACUCGGCGUCUGUUCUGCAAAUGGGCAGUAGGCACCGGUCGAACAUGUCUGCCAAGGAGCUGAAACGUCUGUCCCUCCGCUCUGUCGAAUCGAGGAGUUUUGGUAAAGGCGAAUCCCCAGUGGCAAAUCAGGUUCAGGCAAGGGGUUUCAAAGUGUUCUUCCCAGGCAUGUAUGAAUACUCGUUCGAACUACCCAUCGAUCACCACCAGCUGGAGACUAUCAAGCUCCAAUACGGCGCCGUCAAGUGGGAGCUCGAGGCAGCUGUCGAACGUGCCGGCGCCUUCAAACCCAAUCUUCAUGGCACCAAAGAGGUAUCAAUCGUCCGUGUUCCUGACCAGAUGUCGCUUGAGACCUCGGAGCCGAUUUCGAUAUCUCGACAAUGGGAGGACCAGCUGCACUACGAUAUCAUGAUAUCGGGCAAGUCAUUCCCCAUCGGUGCCAAGAUCCCCAUCGCCUUCAAACUCACACCGCUCGCGAAGGUGCAAGUGCACAAGCUUAAGGUCUUCGUCACUGAAGCGAUCGAGUACUGGACCAACGACCGGAAAGUGACGAGAAAGGAUCCUGGGCGGAAGAUCUUGUUGCUCGAGAAGACCGCUGGAAAGCCCCUCGACAAGCAGUACGAAUCUAGUCAACUGCGCAUCCUCAGCGGCGGCGAGCUGUCCCCUGAUGAGCGAGACGUCGCACGUCAAGCCGCACAGCGGAGAAGGACCAUCGAAGCUCAGCGUACACAUUCCUCGGCAGCGCCCCUCCCAGAGCCUACCGAGAACUUACUUGGUGACCUGGAUCUUGGCCUGGAGACAUACUGGGGUUCGACAGAGAUGGAAAUGAAUGUGCAGAUGCCAACAUGCGAAAUGAUGGCCAAGGAUAAGUCACUGAGACUGCAUCCCGACUGCAGCUGGAAGAAUGUCAACGUGUACCACUGGAUGAAGAUCGUGAUGCGUAUCUCUCGUAUCGACCCAGACGAUCCGGCUGGCAAACGAAGACGGCACUUUGAGAUCAGCAUCGACUCGCCUUUCACGGUACUGAACUGUCGCGCGACACAGGCUAACACAGCUUUGCCCGAGUACAACAGCCCAGACACCAGCGGAACGCGUCACCAGACCUCGUGUGGCUGCCCAGAUGCACAGGUCUUCAACUCAGGCACCACGCCGGACAAUUCCAGUGGAAGUCUUGUCGACACCGCACCUGUCAACGCCGCGCUGCCCAUGCCACCGCAAGCGGCUCAUCUGCACACGUCCUCGCAAGGGAUCAAUGGCAACUCAACUGCUGCAUCCCCAACUGCCUCAUCCCCAACGACGGCUACCGCAGGCGCUGCAGGACCAACUUCGAAUCCGGUGUCCCCGAACCCCCUGCAAAGAGUACGAGACCAAGAGUGCAAUCCUAGACCGAUGCACCUGCUUCGUUACCCGUCCUUCGACCCGCCACCAUUUGAUUACGACCAGGCGCCUCCACCACUGCCCACUCCUCCACCCAACUACGAUAUAGUGGUUGGCACUCCUAGUGUCGACGGUUUGGCCGACUACUUCCAGCGCCUAUCGCACUACGAAGACCCAACCCCGAGCCAGGUCGAGGAUGACUAUCUGGCUGCAGGCGCCGUUGGCUCAGGUGGCGAUGGUACCGAUGACAUCACGCCUCCUGCGCGUCCGGUGGCAGACGAGGGUGAAGACACGGAGGUUGAGUCCGACUCUGACUCGGCUGACGAGCAAACACCGGCGAGAACCGUGAGCCGGGUUGGAACUGUCAACGUGGCCAACCCGCGGACACCUGGUGGAAGGCUCGUGCCGAGCAGGAGCUUCGAAAUCGAAAGACCCGCAGCUGACUUCGCCUUGAGCAUGGCUGGGGUAGUCAGGAGGAAUGGAACCGACAACGCUUCUUAG
This is a messenger RNA of Diaporthe citri, 3027 nucleotides long. RefSeq lists its product as uncharacterized. Gene Ontology annotation, biological process: ubiquitin-dependent endocytosis. Lineage: Eukaryota; Fungi; Ascomycota; Sordariomycetes; Diaporthales; Diaporthaceae. Gene Ontology annotation, cellular component: cytosol; cytoplasm. Gene Ontology annotation, molecular function: ubiquitin protein ligase binding; protein-macromolecule adaptor activity. The transcript is spliced from 2 exons. Bases 1 to 3027 code for a protein of 1008 amino acids. The record is from RefSeq and is a predicted model, not a curated record.